Molecule: messenger RNA, 2543 nt
Organism: Phoenix dactylifera (date palm)
Lineage: Eukaryota; Viridiplantae; Streptophyta; Magnoliopsida; Arecales; Arecaceae
Source: RefSeq, a predicted model, not a curated record
CCAAGGGUGGUGCUCCUCCUUGAACUACCUAACAUGGAGGCCUUUGGCUGCGCCAUACCCCUCCUCUUUCUCCUUCUUUUCUCCUUAUCCCUUAUCCUUCCAUCCUUGGCCCUCUCUGAUGUCGAAGCUUCCUUCAUUGCCCACCGCCAGCUGCUUGCCCUUUCAGAGAAUGGGGACCUCCCCGACGACUUUGAGUUCGACAUCAAGAUUGGCAUCCGCUUCGCCAACCCUCACCUUCGUCGUGCCUAUAUCGCCCUCCAAGCAUGGAAGCAUGCCAUCUACUCCGACCCCCUUAACUUCACCGGCAAUUGGGUCGGCCCCGAAGUGUGCACCUAUAAUGGCGUCUUUUGCUCUCAGGCUCUGAAUGAUCCAAAUAUCACUGUUGUUGCCGGUGUCGACCUCAACAACGCCGACAUAGCUGGCUAUCUUCCUGUCGAGCUUGGCCUCCUCACUGACAUUGCCGUCUUCCAUAUUAACUCUAACCGCUUCUGCGGCAUCAUUCCCAGGAGCUUCUCCCACCUCACUCUCCUUCAUGAGCUUGAUGUUAGUAAUAAUCGCUUUGUCGGAUCCUUCCCGAUGGUUAUCAUUGGCCUACCCAAUCUCAAAUACCUUGAUCUCCGGUUCAAUGACUUCGAGGGCCCCCUUCCACCUGAGCUAUUCGAUAAGGAGCUUGAUGCCAUCUUCCUCAAUGAUAACCGCUUCAAUUCUCACAUCCCUGAAAACUUUGGUAACUCAACGGCCUCUGUCAUCGUCCUUGCCAACAACAAGCUUGAAGGGUGUAUUCCAACUAGCGUUGGAAGAAUGGGAGCUACUCUCAAUGAAAUGAUCUUGAUGAACAAUGGGCUCGUUGGCUGCUUACCAUGGGAGAUUGGAUCAUUGGGCAAUGUAACAGUAUUUGAUUCUAGCUGGAACUCAUUAAUUGGGGUGUUGCCGAAGAGCUUUGCUAGGUUGAUGAAGGUUGAGGAGUUGGAUUUGUCACAUAACAUACUCACCGGUGUCGUGCCAGAGAGUCUUUGUCGGCUAUCAAGCCUCGUCAAUUUCACAUUCUCGUAUAACUUUUUCAAGGGUGAGGCCAAAGAGUGCAUGCCAGGUUCAAGGUUAAUGGUUGUGUUUGAUGACAUCAACAAUUGCCUUUCAGAGAGGCCAAAGCAAAAGUCAGCAAGGAUGUGUACACCGAUUGUAAAUCGUCCUAUCAAUUGCAGCCGAUCCAAGUGUAGAGCUUCUUCUAGCCCUUCAAAGUCAUCGCCAUCUCCAAGGCUAGUGAAGCCAUCCCCAUCUCCAAGAUCAGUGAAGCCAUCGCCAUCUCCAAGGCCGGUGAAGCUAUCGCCAUCUUCAAGGCCGGUGCAGCCAUCGCCAUCUCCAAGGCCGGUAAAGCCAUCGCCAUCUCCAAAGCCCGUGAAGCCAUCGCCAUCUCCAAAACCAUCUCCAAAGCCAAUUACACAAGUGCAUCCUCCUGUUCGCUCGCCACCACCAAUUCAAUCACGACCCUUACCAUCUCCGGUGUACUCAACUCCACCUCUAUUACCAAGUGAUGCCCCUGCGACUCCAGUAAAUUCUCCUCCACCAUCACCUUUGGUGUUCUCACCACCUCCACCACAUCAUAAGGAGACACCUGAAACACGUGUCCACUCACCACCACCACCAUUUCAAUUUUCUCCAUCUCCAACUCCAGUAAGCUCACCACCCCCGCCAAUGUACUCCCAGCCUCCAACACAAUCACCACCCUCUCCAAUAGUCCAAUCUCCACCUCCUCCAAUCUUCUUCCCACCUCCUCCAACUUCCUUGCCACCUCCUCCAACGAUCUCACCACCUCCACCAGUUAUUCACUCCCCACCUCCUCCAGUCUAUUCGCCACCUCCUCCAGUUUAUUCGCCGCCGCCUCCAGUCCACUCACCACCUCCACCAGUCUUCUCGCCACCCCCUCCAAUUUCCUCACCACCUCCACCAAUGGUUCGUUCUCCACCACCCCCAGUCCACUCACCACCACCGCCAAUAGCAUCACCACCACCACCGGUACAAUCUCCCCCGCCACCGGUGCAAUCACCCCCACCACCGGUGCACUCACCUCCACCUCCAGUCACUUCUUCACCACCACCGGUACAAUCUCCCCUGCCACUAGUGCAAUCACCCCCACCACCGGUGCACUCACCUCCACCUCUAAUCGCUUCUCCACCACCUAUUUUCUCUCCACCUCCACCUAUUUUCUCACCACUGCCAACAGUUUUAUCUCCUCCUCCCACCCCCACUAAUGUUCCACCACCGCAAGAUGACUUUAUCCUCCCACCGGUUGGUGGAACAAGUUAUGCAUCACCACCUCCACCCAUCUACUCAGGCUAUAAUUAAAUCUAAUUAGUCCUCCAUUCUCCAAGAAACACUCACUUUUUUUAGAUAAUUUUUAGAGGAAGCCCAUCCAUUUCUCAUAAUUUGCCAUGCUACAACAAUGUACUUAUUUUUACUGUUUUAUAUAUGGUCAUGCAAAAGAGAGGCACAAGAGGCAGCAACUUGUAAAUCUAUCUUAUCUUCAUUUAAAGGAUUUUUUUUUU